CGCAGUGCUCGGGCUCCGCUUGUUGUGGCUGCAGCGUCCGCCCGAGUUAUUAGCUCAGGGCGAGAGCACCGUCCGUCAGCCGUCAACUUUCACAAGUCACGCUUGUACCUGAAAGACGACAACAGUGUUAUAUCCGCGUCUUGGCUGCAUGGGAGUUCCCUGGGAGCGACGAAGGGAGAAGACAGUGCUGCUGGUCCUGGCUGUUCAGCAGGAUGAGUGAAGCAGAGAGUCAGUUCUACAGCGUCCAGGUGGGAGACUCCACCUUCACGGUACUCAAGCGUUACCAGCAGCUUCGGGCCAUCGGCUCAGGGGCUCAAGGCAUUGUCUGCUCUGCUCUGGAUACCGUCCUCGGUAUACCUGUGGCAGUGAAGAAGCUAUGUCGGCCCUUUCAGAACCAGACCCAUGCUAAACGCGCCUACAGGGAGCUGGUGCUGCUCAAGUGUGUCAAUCAUAAAAAUAUCAUCCGUCUGAUCAAUGUUUUCACGCCUCAGAAGUCUCUGGAAGAGUUCCAGGAUCUUUAUCUAGUGAUGGAGCUGAUGGAUGCCAGCCUAUGCCAAGUGAUCCACAUGGACUUGGACCAUGAGAGGAUGUCCUACCUUCUCUACCAGAUCCUUUGUGGCAUCAGGCACCUGCACUCAGCUGGUAUCAUCCAUAGGGAUCUGAAGCCAAGCAACAUAGUAGUGAAGUCAGAUUGUACUCUGAAGAUCUUGGACUUCGGCUUGGCAAGGACGGCCUGCACUAACUUCAUGAUGACGCCCUACGUGGUAACAAGAUAUUACCGCGCCCCAGAGGUCAUUCUGGGCAUGAAAUAUAAGGAGAAUGUGGACAUCUGGUCAGUGGGGUGUAUUAUGGGAGAGAUGGUAAAGGGCAGCGUCAUCUUCCAGGGCACCGAUCACAUCGACCAGUGGAAUAAAGUGAUUGAGAUUCUGGGCACACCCAGUCUGGAGUUUAUGAACCGACUGAUGGAGACCGUGAGGAACUAUGUGAUGAACAAACCACAGUAUCCAGGCGUCAGCUUCGCUGAGCUUUUCCCGGACUGGGCAUUUCCUUCUGAGUCAGAACAUGACAAACUAAAAACUUGCCAAGCACGGGACUUGCUCUCCAAAAUGCUGGUCAUCGAUCCUGAAUCCCGUAUCUCAGUAGAGGAAGCCCUCAACCACCCCUACAUUCACGUAUGGUACGACCCCGGAGAGGCAGACGCGCCUCCUCCCCAGAUUUCAGAUAAGCAGCUUGAAGAGAGAGAGCACACCAUCGAGCAGUGGAAAACACUCAUUUAUGAAGAGGUGAUCGACUGGGAGGAGAGAAACAAGAAUGGUCUAAUGAAAGAAGAUUGCUCAGAUGGAGCGUCAGGUUCAGCCUCCCAGUCCUCCUCUGCCAACGACAUCUCGUCCAUGUCCACAGAGCACACCUUGGCAUCCGACACGGACAGCAGCAGCAUCGACACACUGACGGGACCACUGGACGAGAGUCAGUGAACAUCCUCUGCUGACACGUGUGUCGGUCUGUCUGCCCAUCGCAGUUCUCUCAUUCAUUAAGGUGUCAAAAUAUCCCUCAACCAUCACCCUCCAUUUCACUUUGUCAUGUUUUUAUUCUUUACUUUUUAAACUUCAAUGAAUAAGUUGCCUUUUUUUUCUUCUUUUUUUUGCUCUUGGUCUUCAAACUUUGGGUUGGACUGUUGCCUAGAGGUCAAAGCUAUCUAUGCUGUCUGUUGUGUCAAAAGGUUUUGUUUUUUUUUUCUUUUUUCCCUCUCCUUUCUUGUUUGUGGACAUUUUAACUUGUUCAUUUACACAGUUAAUGGAGCAUUCAUCCAUAUUGAGUUUUCAGGUUACCAGAAGUAGGUGAACGAUUGUUGUUUUCAGUAUUUUAAUCAUUUUAUUUUUACGAAGUAUUAAGUUGAGAUGAAAUGUUAUUGUCAUUAAAUUAGAGGAGACGUGCACUAAAGCUAGACCACAGCCGCUAGCUGCUAUGCUACGCUCAUGCAUGUUACGCCAAAAAGAACAAAAGCUUGUCAACCAUCCGAUGUUCAUCUGAUGAUCAAACGCCGAUCAUAAGUUUGAUUGACUCUCGAGCACGCGCACAGUAUCGCAGAUCUCGCCGCUGUGGUGGGUUUUCAUUCAUUUGCAUGAGUGAAGAAGAUUUUGAGCUUUUACUCCUGACAGCUAGGGGGAGCUGUGCCUGCAGUGUUACACUUCUGUUUCCUGAUACAAUCUAACAUGCAAAGGUGUCAAGAUCUGACACUCACAGGGGGGUAGACCCUCUCAUUACAAAUGCCUACAGUGUGCCUCUUCUGUUAAGACAUUCAACAUAUCUGUUGAACUUUCUACACAUAGCAAGAAAACAUUGCAAUCAGCCCCUCUGCACUUAAGGUACAGACUAUCAGUUUGUUUGUUUUUUUUAAUCAAAAACAGAUCAUAGCAAUCUGAAAGAGGCAUAAUGAUGCUUGUAUUUAUUUUUUGUUCUUGCAAAAUGUUGCACACUAACCACACGGAAGCCCAUGAACAUUGAACAUCUGGACACGGGCUGCACCUUCUUUAAACCAUUCCAUUAGUGCUGGUUACAAAAUGAAUCCUGAAAUCAGACAACACGUAGAAGACAUGUAAAGGCAGUAAAACACAGGAGUUGUGUUUAGCUUGCAUGUGGGCUUCAUGCCUGUAAGAUACUGUAAGUCUUGUUAUAAAUAGAAAUCUGUUCAUGUCUGUUUUCACUCACAGUACCUUGAUGCUCUUGGUUUUCAAAGAUGUUUUAUUUUUGCCUUGUAAGCCUAAAUGUGUGUAUGUGAUAUCAAAAUGUACUGUGGAGCACUCUUCUUAAUAUAUCAUUUGUCACCGGUUUAUACAAGGAAAGUUUAUGGAGCAUAGGCAUGGGCCGGCAUGAGGAUCAACUUCAGCAAAAAUAUCACCAAAUUCCAGUUCUAUAAUUAUUAACUGAGAGCAAUACUGAACAGAGACUAUGGGAUUUCAAUUUUGCAGAGCAGGGUGCGAGUGUUCAAUUCAAGUGUUGAUUUAAACACACACACUCACUGCUCAUUACCACUUGCUGAUGUAAUGUUCGUUAAUGUUAAUUAAUCAGCCACUUUAUCCACUCUGAUAACAUAACUGCUGUAUUUAUUUCACCAUUGCACGCAUAUAUACAUGCAGACAGCGUUGCAUAAGAUUUGGCAAAGACCGAUGAGGGUUCCUCAUGUAGAUGUGGAUUCAUGCGUCUAAAAUAUGGCCUGCAGAUCGAAUUGCCUUCCGCCUGCAAGCUGUGUCCGUCCGGGGGUCUUCAGUAACCAAUCAUUGUCAUGUUGCUGACAAGAGGACAAGUGCUGGUGACUCCUCUUCCUCUUCCCAGCCACCAUGAAAGCCAAGUAAUGCUUGCCGUUCGCACAACCAGGUAGGGUGGGGUUGCGUUCCUUAGCGCUCCACAGUGAUCCCUGCAUUCAUAACUUGAGACAAAAGAUACAUUUUCAAAUAUGAUAUACCGUGAUUCCAGUAACCAGCCCAUGCCUAACGCAGAAAGUUUGAAGAGCAACAAACAGCUGACUUGUGGUUUUUAAAAAAAAAUUUGGAAAGAAAAAAAAAACGGGAGAAAAAAGAAAUGGAUGAAUGAGGCUGCAGAGCCUAGAUAUUGUAGUUCCACCUGCAACUCAAGAUCAAAACUUCAGAAAUGGACUGCAGAGCUGUGUUUUUUGUUUGUUUUUUUUUGUUUUUGCGUAAAUGAUUGCACAGUGUGAUGGACAUGCAGAAAGAUGACACUAUAGGAAUCACUGAGGACUCGAACACAACCGUGACUUUAUUGUUUCUGUCAUGCCUCCCGUGAGUUGAGGAGAGGCCCGAUCAUUCUGUAAACCUUAGCAGAUAAGGACCGAGCAUCAGAGAUGCACAGAUAUCCUGUGUGAUUGCCAUGACAACAAUAUGAUCACGUGGCCAACAUCUUUUUCCCAUAAUUCAAAACUAAUAAAGUGGACAUCAGUGAUUCUGUUUUUCCUUUUAU
Molecule: messenger RNA, 3975 nt
Organism: Cololabis saira (Pacific saury)
Lineage: Eukaryota; Metazoa; Chordata; Actinopteri; Beloniformes; Belonidae
Gene: mapk9
Product: mitogen-activated protein kinase 9
Exons: 12
Coding region: 213-1475 (420 amino acids)
Biological process (GO): JNK cascade; protein phosphorylation
Cellular component (GO): nucleus; cytoplasm
Molecular function (GO): ATP binding; JUN kinase activity
Source: RefSeq, a predicted model, not a curated record